AUGGCCGAGACCGAGGAGCCCCAGUUCAACAGUCUGGCUGAGAGAAUUGCCGCUCUCAAGAAGCAGCAGAGUUUCACUGGCGCCCCGAGUCCUGAGCCCUUUCGCAAGCGGCCUCCCCCUCCACCCCCUCCCGGCCGUCCUGCGGCUGAGGCCAGGAGCCAGACGGUGCCAGUCAUUUCAACAACAGCUGAUGCCCCCGUUAAAAGCAAUCCAUUGAUUCCUCCGAGGCCCAAGAGGAUCGUUUCGACUCCUGCUGUAGAGCAAACUAUAGCAGAAUCUCCACAUGAUGAGGCCCAACAUCGUCGUCCUGGGGGCCCACCUCCGCUCCCAAGUCGCACAUCGUCGAUGCAGCCAGCGCCGACCUUGCCACCGCGGCGCGCAUCGACACAACCUCCUGGGUUGAUGGUCAGGCGUGGCUCUGGCUCUUCAGAGCUAUCUCAGCAUUCCACAUUAUCUACACUGUCUGCAGGGCGGCCCCCUUCGUCAAUCACAAGCCAAGGUUCUGAAGGCACGCCUGGGCACAAGCUACCUCCAGCUUAUGAUCCAGCAAGCCUCCCAAAGUUACCGCCAACUCGAAGGGAACGAGAGGAGGCUGCAGCUGCCGCCAAGGCAGUAAAGACCAAGCGGUCUAUACCUUCACUUCGGCCUCCCAAGAGUGCCGAGCCUGCACUGCCGCCACGGCCAAGCCUUCCACCAAGACUCCCUUCGCGCCCAGCCAAGCCACAGGCGAGUGCCGUUCCCGAGCCUCAGGAGACAGCCCAGCCCAAGAAACUGCCUCCUAGGACAACUGCAAACACCAAAACAAACACCAAAACGCCCAUUAUUAUUGGAUUCUCGUCCGGACGGAAGCCGUCACAUGAAGAUGACUCCCAAGAACCCCCGAUACCAACCGUGCGACCUCGUAUACCCAGCCGUCCACGCUCAGAGGAUGAGCCUCCGCCAAUCCCUACCUCAUCGCGCCCCUCAGCGGCCCAGAUCGAGGCAUUCACGGUCCGAGCUGCUACUCCAGUAGCGCCGGUAUAUGGUUGCCUCAUUUGUCGAGAUUGGAGUGGCCCCGAUACAGUGGCAGCGCAAUAUCCUAGGGGUUCGUUGCCGAGAACCGACCCUACUGGGUAUUUGGCAAAGGUGCUCUGUGACCCAUUCCCGUCUUAUACAGACAAGGCGCGAGCCAUAUUCACCUGGUUCCAUCAUAACGUUGACUACGACACGGCCGCAUUUUUCGGCAAUAAUGUCAGACACAUGACUGCCGAGGACACUAUCUUCACUGGAAAAGCCGUCUGCGCAGGGUACGCAGAGACAUACAAGGCGAUCGCAAACAGAGCUGGGCUCGAAUGCGUCGUUGUUACUGGCCAUGGAAAGGGAUUCGGAUACACACCACUCAAGAAGGGUGAGCGUCCUCCGCCGGCCAAGCCAGACGGGCAUGCCUGGAACGCAGUCCGUAUCGAUGGCGGGGACUGGAAGCUUUUGGACGCUUGCUGGGGUGCCGGUCAUGUGUGCGGGCAAAACUACACGGCUAAGUUUUCGCCUGUGCAGUUCGUAAGUUCCAACGAGGAUUUUGGCAGAAGACAUUUCCCAGCCGAGUCACGCUAUCAAUUCCGCUCCGACGGCCAGGUUGUGGGUUGGGACGCGUACUACACCGGCGGCAUCGAUGGGGAACCCCAUACGAUGUGCGGGACAACUGCAGAUGAAGGAAUUGCCGAGUAUAGCGUGGAACCGAAACAGCUUCAUCUCUCUGUUGACAGCGGCGAAAUCGUGCGGUUUCAGUUCUCCAAAGCCUGCGAACACUGGUCAUCCAAGAUGAACGGCGGCAAGGAACGCCUAGUGAUCCUCAGCCUCCCCCGCGGCGAGGGAACCCGCGACGAAAUGGUGCCACUGCAGACUGACGGCUAUUGGUAUUGGAUCGAUGUCAAUGCGAAGGACCUGGGUCCUCGGGGCAAGUCGGUUAGGCUGCUUGUCCUGACAAAAUUCGGCGAUCAUGACCCAAGGGGUGUCACGGGUGAUGAGUUCCGUGCCAAGAUCGGCAGAUACGCAAUGCAGUGGGAGUACCUUGUAACCUGGGAUUUGGUUUGA
Messenger RNA from Fusarium keratoplasticum, 2070 nucleotides. Its product is annotated as TGc domain-containing protein. The record is from RefSeq and is a predicted model, not a curated record. Lineage: Eukaryota; Fungi; Ascomycota; Sordariomycetes; Hypocreales; Nectriaceae. Bases 1 to 2070 code for a protein of 689 amino acids. The transcript has a single exon.